Penicillium arizonense is the source of this 963-nucleotide messenger RNA. RefSeq lists its product as uncharacterized. The transcript is spliced from 2 exons. The coding region runs from base 1 to 963 and encodes 320 amino acids. The record is from RefSeq and is a predicted model, not a curated record. Lineage: Eukaryota; Fungi; Ascomycota; Eurotiomycetes; Eurotiales; Aspergillaceae.
AUGGCAACUCCGGCUCCGCCACUGGGGGACAUUCUCGCAACGUUUCAGCUUGAUGACCUUAAAGAGCCAGCAGAUCAAGCAGCUGGUCUUCCUAUAAUCACCAAGUGUCGGUAUCUAGCAUCCUACAACUGGCUUUACCGAGCAGAGCCUGAAUCUUCGUUCCAGCCACCGGCUUGGACACCUCCCUCAAAGCCUCCUCAGCUCCAAGAAGAUUCCGGUCAAUACUAUCGUGACCUGAAUGCCGCGCGAUCUCUCGCCUACCCGCUGGAGCCGAUGAUCCAAGCAGUCUUGACAGACAAGCCCGGGUUUAACUUGGCCAACUUGGACAUCAUUGGGUGCGGUAGCACAAUGGGCAACCUCCUUCGCUUUGUGCGUGAGCAAGACAAGCCUUUCAGGAUGCUUGUUGAGGUGGUCGGAAACACCGUCUUCUUGAUCCGGGGAGAGAACUCGCCGACUGAAAAGCUCGUCGGUGUAUACGGAUAUGGACAUGCUUUUCCAGAGGCCAAUACCACAUGGAGCAAGGGGGUCAAAGGGUCUAUGUCUCAGCAACGGUUGAUACAGUAUGACUUUGCAGGCAUGAAAUGUUUGGUGCGGUUCGAGGCAGACGGCUAUUUGCCCGACUUAGCCCCAGACGUGGCCAAAUAUCACAUUCCCGAGCCAGAUGAAGUUAACGCGGACGAUGUCCUGGCUUCCAUCAAAGAAGCUACCAUCUCGAUCAUUCACCUGGCCACCACAGAUGAUGACCCGAAGAAGCUCCGCAUCGAAAGGAAAGGUCGCCAUAUCCCACAAGCCGCGGUGUAUGACUUGAAAACUCGCUCGAUCAAGAAAAAAGACGUCGACACCCUUGGAGAAGAGAUUGCUCGAUUGUGGAUUGCACAGAUUCCCAACUUCAUUCUUGCGUACCACAAGUUUGGUAAGUUCGAAGAUGUUCAGGUCCAGGACGUGAGUGAGAAGGUGAAGUAG